Messenger RNA from Galeopterus variegatus (Sunda flying lemur), 3287 nucleotides. It is a transcript of the gene DACT1, whose product is annotated as dishevelled-binding antagonist of beta-catenin 1. Lineage: Eukaryota; Metazoa; Chordata; Mammalia; Dermoptera; Cynocephalidae. The transcript has 3 exons. Gene Ontology annotation, cellular component: cytoplasm. The record is from RefSeq and is a predicted model, not a curated record. The coding region runs from base 382 to 2070 and encodes 562 amino acids. Gene Ontology annotation, biological process: negative regulation of canonical Wnt signaling pathway; negative regulation of JNK cascade; regulation of Wnt signaling pathway, planar cell polarity pathway.
UUGAGGAGAAGAGAUGCUGGUUUGUUGAAUCAGUUGCAGGAGCUGGACAAGCAGAUAAGUGACCUGAAACUGGAUGUAGAAAAGACAUCAGAAGAGCACCUGGAGACAGACAGCCGGCCUAGCUCAGGGUUUUAUGAGCUGAGUGAUGGGGCUUCAGGAUCCCUUUCCAAUUCCUCUAACUCGGUGUUCAGUGAGUGUUUAUCCAGUUGUCAUUCCAGCACCUGCUUUUGCAGCCCCUUGGAGGCAACCUUGACUAUUUCAGAUGGUUGCCCCAAAUCUGCAGAUGUGAAUCCCAAGUACCAGUGUGAUCUGGUGUCAAAAAACGGGAAUGAUGUAUAUCGCUAUCCCAGUCCACUUCAUGCCGUGGCCGUGCAGAGCCCCAUGUUCCUCCUUUGUCUGACGGGCAACCCUCUGAGGGAAGAGGAGAGGCUUGGGAACCAUGCCAGUGACACAGGCGUUGGAUCUGAGCUAGAUGGCAUCAAAGCAGACAGUUCCUUACCAUCUCCUAGCAGUCUGUGGUCUGCUUCCCAUCCUUCAUCCAGCAAGAAAAUGGAUGGCUACAUUCUGAGCCUGGUCCAGAAAAAAACACACCCUGUAAGGACCAACAAACCAAGAACCAGUGUGAACGUGGACCCCACGAAGGGGCUUCUGAGGAACGGGAGCGUUUGUGUCAGAGCAACUGCCUGCGUCUCACAGAGCAAUGGUGUGAGCCUUAAGAAUUCGAAACAGGCGUGUUUGCCCUCUGGUGGAAUACCCUCUUUGGACAAUGGGAUGUUCUCCCCAUUGAAGCAGUGGUCCAAAGAAUCAAAGGCCGAACAAGUGGAAAGUAAGAGGAUGGCCCCGCCAGAGGGCUGCCCACCACCAGGUGCUGCCUCUGAACUUCAAAGCAAGCAUCUGCCAAAAAAUGCCAAGCCAGUCUCCCAAGAACUUGCUCGGUGUCCCACUGUGGGGACAGGGGAGUCCCUGAAAGAAAGCAGUCAGAUCUCAGCUGCCUCUCCAAAAGAGAGCCCAGGCAGAGGCCCCGCCCCUCUGCAAGAGAACAAGGUUGUCCAGCCCCUGAAAAAGAUGGCACAGAAAAGCAGCCUGCAGGGUGCCCCCCCGGCUGCCCCUCCUCCACUGCUGUCUCCAGCCUUCCCUGUGGAGGAGAGGCCUGCCUUGGAUUUCAAAAGCGAGGGCUCUUCUUCCCAAAGCCUCGAGGAUGGGCAUCUGGUGAAGGCUCAGUUCAUCCCGGCGCAGCAGCCGGGCGCCAGGCUCCACCGGGGCCACCGGAACGCGGGCGGCCCGAAGAGCUCCAGCCUGAAGCCGCGCGGCCAGGCCCUCCAGGGGCUGGAGAACGGCUUGCCCACCGUCAGGGAGAAGACGCGGGCCGGCAGCAAGAAGUGUCGCUUCCCGGAGGACGUGGAUACAAAUAAGAAACUCAAGAAAGCCUCUGCCAAGGGGAGGAAGAGCGGGGGCGGGCUGCCCGAGGCGGGGCUGCCCGGCAGGCCCCUGGGCGGCGGCCACAGGGCGGGGCACAAGGCGCACGGCCGCGACGUGGUGGUGGCCAAACCCAAGCACAAGCGAACCGACUACCGGCGCUGGAAGUCCUCGGCCGAGAUGUCCUACGAAGAGGCCCUGCGGAGGGCCCGCAGGGCGCGCAGGGAGCACAUGGCCGUGUACCCCGCGGCCAUGCACCCCGUGGCCGUGCGGCUGCCCUACGCCAGCCCCUACGCCUACGUGGCCAGCGAAUCCGAGUACUCGGCCGAGUGCGAGUCCCUCUUCCACUCCACCGUGGUGGACACCAGCGAGGACGAGCAGAGCAGCUACACCACCAACUGCUUCGGCGACAGCGAGUCCAGCGUGAGCGACGCCGAGUUCGCGGGGGACAGCACCACCUCCAGCGACUCGGAGGAGAGCGGGGGCUUCCUGUGGUCCCAGUUUGUCCAGACUCUCCCAGUGCAGACGGUCACCGCCCCAGACCGUCACGGCCACCCCACAAAAACCUUCGUCAAAAUUAAGGCUUCACAUAACCUCAAGAAGAAAAUCCUCCGCUUUCGGUCUGGCUCUUUGAAACUGAUGACGACCGUUUGAGCAGCGUCAUUGGUCGUGGAAAGUGUGUACGCCUCCCCCACCCUCCAGGUACCGACGUUUUUUAAAAAGGUGGCGUCUUAAUUUUUGUGUAAUACUUUCAUGGAAUGCUCUUUCUUUAAAAAAAAAAAAAAGUAAUGUGAAACCGAGGUAAAUUAGGUCUUAUCUUCAUGUAUGGACACUAGUGCCUUUAAUGGAAGGUAAAGAAUGUUUUGCUAAUUAGAAGUAAAUAUUGAGGUUUUGAUGGUGGUGAUAACGGUAGGGAAUGAGUUUUGCGGUAUCAGCUGAUUUUUAUUUUAAAUUUUCUUCGCAUCUGGCAAGGUACAGGUUUUGAUAUUCAAGUUUUAUCGGGAUGAGAUCUUCUAUCCCAAGGUCGGGUGGAUGGAACUUUAGGACAUAUAUUUUCUCCUUGAUUCUUUAGGGCAGUGUCUUCACGAGGAUUUUCCUGUUGAGAGGUAUUUUAUAUAAUUGCAUGAAGUAGGUACGAGGGGACAGUCAUUGUUUUCUGUAACUUUUUAUAUAGUUUACAUUUCUCAGAUGUAUCCCCAUUCUGUUUUCUUCUUGGAACUGUUCUGUUUCCUGGACUCAGAACUUGUAGACCAGACCCUAAAUCCAGAGAUGGCAACCUGGAUACGGAGGCUGGUGAUACCUUAAAAAAAUUCAUGAAAACUUCUGCCACACUUGGUGCCUAUUCCCUGGUUACAGUAACCCCUUGUAGGUUUAUCCAACAUUUUGAUGCCUUCCUUCCCCUCCCGAAUUUGUGUACGAUGCAACCAUUUGUCCCUUGGAGGACUUGCCUUUGGAUAAAAUUUUGGUCCUUGGGUACGGAGAAGUUCACUUUUAAUAGAAUAACCCUUGGGGCAUGACUCCAAGCCCAGAAUUGCUCAUUGAGCACUGUGCCACGUAAACAUAUUAGUGCAAUCCAGUCCAGAUUGGACAACUGAUCCUAUCUGAAAGGGCUUUUUUUUAGAAAAGAUUUUUUUUGGUGAAAAGUGUUGUGUAAAAUUGCUUUCUUUUAUACCAAUAUAUGCAUGUUUUGUGCAUGAGUAGUAUUUGUUUUGAUAUUCCUGUUGAUGUUAAAUUACUGUAUGAUAUAAACAGUAUGUGUUUUUAUAUAUCAUUGUGUAAAUUUAAUAUAACACAUUAUAUACUGUAAUAAACGAUUUGUUUUACUGCUGUUCAAUUUGUUAUUUGGGUAUAAAACCAGAUGUUUACACCUA